Messenger RNA from Gadus morhua (Atlantic cod), 3929 nucleotides. Its product is annotated as toll-like receptor 13. Gene Ontology annotation, cellular component: plasma membrane. Gene Ontology annotation, molecular function: protein binding; signaling receptor activity. The coding region runs from base 178 to 2070 and encodes 630 amino acids. Lineage: Eukaryota; Metazoa; Chordata; Actinopteri; Gadiformes; Gadidae. Gene Ontology annotation, biological process: toll-like receptor signaling pathway; inflammatory response. The record is from RefSeq and is a predicted model, not a curated record. The transcript is spliced from 3 exons.
CGCUCCUCAUUACAUGGACUGCAGGAAGUGCUAGAGACAUGUAACUCCUCACUGCAGUAUCUGAAGUUAAACCAUAUCAAUAACAACCUGCAGGUUCUCAUCAAUAUUUCCUGUAAAAUCCCAACGCUGAACUCAUUUUAAAUCCGAAAUAACUGCAUCAAAGAUAUUAGAUUAGACAUGCUGCACUUGUGUACUAAUCUAAAAGAAUUGGACUUGGGGAUGAAUGAGAUAACUGCCAUCUCUAACAAUUCGUUCAAAUCACUUAGGAAGCUUAAGACUUUAAUCAUAAAGUCUAACUUUCUCACAUCAGUCCCCUAUGCCGUAAGGAAAACUCAAAUCUUAAAACUGGAUCUCAGCUACAAUAACAUCAAUGCUCUUGGCUGUGACGAUUUUGCCGAUAUGAAACAGCUCAGACAUCUCAGUCUAUACAAUAAUCCUCUCAUGGCUCUCAAGGAUUGUGUUUUCAAAGAUUUGGUCCAUUUAAAUGUCUUAAUGUUGCAAAACAGCGGCAUUGAUAAAUUAAAUGGCGCCUUCAAAAAAAACACGCCGAAUCUUGAAAAUCUUAUUUUGUCAAACAAUCAUCUCACUGUUCUAGAUCAUGGAGAAUUUAAAGCCCUGAAUUCCCUCAAGAAUUUGGCAUUAGAAGUGAAUAAAUUAAAACAACUUAAUGAUGGGACUUUUUUUGGACUUUCCAGUCUUAGACAACUUACUCUCCGAUCAAAUGAAAUAACUGAAAUUACAAACGGUGCUUUCAGUCACUUGGAAGCUUUAAAGACAUUGAAUUUGGAGAGCAAUCACAUUAAAUAUGCAUCGUUAGAGCCUAUUCCGUAUCCGCCAUUUGCUGAGCUUUCACAACUAGAUACUUUGUUUAUUUCAGAUCAACACAGACCUCGUAGGGACAAAUUCCCUCAAAACUUUCUGCAAGGCCUGACAAAUCUGUCAAUAAUCUAUAUACAACGUAACCAGCUUAAAACCUUGCAUCCACACACCUUUAACUAUACUCCUAAUUUGAAUAGGCUCCAUUUGUCUGAAAAUGCUUUCGCAGACAUUCCCAACAAUUUGUUUUCCCCGAUUCAAAAACUAAAAAGGCUUCACAUUUCACAAACAAACCUAAGGUCUCUAGAUUUUCUGCUCCAUGCUAACCUCACAGAGCUGGAGUUAUUGCAGGUGGGGAAGAAUACAUUUUCUGUUAUCACAGAGCCAGUGAUGCUGUCUCUGUCAGCCCUUGAAUACCUGGAUUUGCAGGGUAAUAGCUUCUCCUGUAACUGUGACAACGCGUGGUUCCUCCAAUGGGUAAUCAACAACAAGCAAACACAAGUGUUUGAUGCUAACAACUUUGAAUGCAACUUCCCACCAAACCUCAAAGGGAGAAAACUUUUGGAGAUUGACGUCCGUUCAUGUACGGUCGACAUGGGGUUCAUCUGUUAUAUUUCAACGACAUGCGCGGUCAUCAUGACCAUAGCAGUCUGCUUCACCCACAAGUUCCUGCAAUGGCAUCUGGUCUACGCGUACUACCUCAUGCUGGCGUUCCUCUACAACUCAAAGAACAAGGACAAGGGUGCUCAUCAAUACGACGCCUUCGUCUCCUACAACACAAACGACGAGGGUUGGGUGCUGGGGGAGCUGCUGCCCAAGCUGGAGGACGAGCAGGGCUGGAGACUGUGUCUGCACCACCGAGACUUCCAGCCAGGUAAACCCAUUAUGGAAAACAUAACAGACGCCAUCUAUGGCAGCCGGAAAACCAUCUGCGUGGUCAGUCGUGAUUACCUGGAGAGUGAAUGGUGCUCCAGAGAGAUCCAGGUUGCCAGCUUCCGUCUGUUUGACGAGCAGAAGGACGUGCUGAUCCUGGUGUUCCUGGAGGACAUUCCCAUGCAGCAGCUUUCUCCGUACUACCGCAUGCGGAGGCUCCUGAAGAGACAAACCUACCUGAGCUGGUCCCGCGCAGACGCACACCCAGACCUGUUCUGGGAGAAGCUCCGGCAGGCCCUGGAGACCCGAGAGCACCCAAUGGGUGAGCAUAUACGGCUCACCGUGGAGGACGGACCCCCUGGAGAGAGACCAGACCAUUAAAAGGCUUAGAAAUGCUGGGGGGAGGGGGUGGGGGGGGGUACUGUAUUGUAAAACACCUUCUUUUCAUUUUUAUGCUGAUGAUUCUUGGGUGUACUUACCCAUCAAGCCCAACGACCCAUAUAUGCUAAGUGCAUUUCAUGAAUGCCUAAAUGACAUUAAAAGCUGGAUGGCACUAAAUAUUCUGCAGCUUAAUCACAAAAAGACAGAAAUCCUGGUCAUUGGCCCCCAGCAAAUAUCCGAACAAAUACCGCCAUCUAGCCUACUAGUGACCUGCCAAACUUAUCAAACCUGUUGCAAAAAGCCUUGGAGUCCUGUUCGACAGUAAUUUAUGUUUUGAGCAACACAUCACCAAGAUCGUACAAUCUUGUUUUUACCAACUCCGCAAUAUUUCUUAAAUAGAUCAAUUUCAAAUCUCAGUGAUGCAGAAACGUUGCUACAUUCCUUCAUCUCCUCGCGACUUGAUUAUUGUAAUAGCCUUUUUACCUGCUUAAACCAGAAAACACUCAAAUGGCUACAGACGGUUCAAAACUCAGCUGCCAGGCUUUUGACAAGAUCUAGAAAAUAUGACCAUAUCGCACCUGUUCUAGCGUCUCUACAUUGGCUUCCUGUUUGUUUUACGAUUGAUUUUAAGAUUUUAUUGAUUACUUUUAUGGCUUUACAUGACUUGGCCCCAGCUUAUAUCUCAGAGCUUUUAGUCCCCUAUGUGCCGUCUCAUAGUCUGAGGUCCUCAGGCUGUAUACUGCUGUUCCUCCCAGUGUCCAGGCUCAAAACUAAAGGGGACAGAGCUUUCUCCAUACAGCACCGAAGCUCUGGAACGACCUGCCAGAGGAAAUUAGGUUGACUGAGUCACUGCCCAUUUUUGAAACUCUCCUCAAAACCCACUUUCAUCUAAGAGCUUUUCCAGAUUUCAUUUGAGCCUGCCUGUUUUUAUUCCUGUCUUUUAUCCUUUCAUUUUCAUAUGGCUCAUUACUGUAUAUCACAUGUAUUUUAUGCUUUGUUUUAAUUGUGCUUUUAUUUUUUCCGCACUUUGUAACUGUGUUUUGAAAAGUGCUAUAUAAAUAGAGUUUAUUAUUAUUAUUAUUAUUAUUAUUAUUAUUAUUAUUAUUAUUAUUAUUAUACUAAUAUAUACUGAUCUCAUGCAUAAUUGAAGACUCCUUCAGGGUGGGAGUUCUGUUGUUUGCCAAUAGCUGAGUUUAUUAGCUCAAGUUCUAAUCAUCAUUAGCAUGCAAAGGAAUGUAGACCGCCUGCAUUUCACCAAGAUAUUCCAGAUCGGGUGGGCAGAGCCUGUCCAUGACACUUGUGUCUGCGUACCAAACAAUGUUAUCGCUUGUUUUUUCCUUAGCUCAAUAGCUUAUUAUUGUAUCUAGGCCUUUCUAAAAAGGGGAAACUAUGGUCACUGUUAAUUUGAAAUAAAUCUUGUUUUCUAAAACACAAAUCAAUGACUGCAACUUUACCAUCUGUAAAAAGUUGCGCGAGUAUUUCUAAGCCUGACUUUGCCCCUGAGUCUAUAAGAAUCAAGUUUUAUGAUAUUUAUAACUAAGAUAAUUUGUAGUGUGGAAUUGUUUGCCUGUUCAAUAUUAACCUAAGUUAGAUAAUGAACUUGAAACUGCCGUUUUCUUCAAUAGUAAUUGUACAUCGCUGUCACACUGCACUCAAUUUUGAAACCUAUCACUAUGUCAGACGUCAUGAUUAUAUACAAAUGUAGGCUAUACAGUGGUGUAUAGUUACAAAGUAGAAAUUCCUCGUUAAUGUAGAUCUACUUCAGUUUUUUCGGGAUUUGUACUUCACUUGAGUAUUUACAUUUCUUGCAACUUUCACUUUUACUCAGCUACCUUUCCUCAAUAUAAUGUAUACUUUUA